Naegleria fowleri is the source of this 1344-nucleotide messenger RNA. RefSeq lists its product as uncharacterized. The transcript has a single exon. Bases 1 to 1344 code for a protein of 447 amino acids. The record is from RefSeq and is a predicted model, not a curated record. Gene Ontology annotation, biological process: double-strand break repair. Gene Ontology annotation, molecular function: 5'-tyrosyl-DNA phosphodiesterase activity; single-stranded DNA binding. NCBI's taxonomy places the organism in Eukaryota, Heterolobosea, Eutetramitea, Acrasida, Naegleriidae. Gene Ontology annotation, cellular component: PML body; cytoplasm.
AUGGGUAAACGACAAGGAUUGAGAAAAGUAGUGUUUUUUGAAAGAGAGGUGAUCCGUUCGGAGAACAGUCAUCAUGAUGAUAAUGAUACAACCUCUUCCUCCUCCAGUAUUAUAAAUCAUGGUCGAGUCUUGGGAUGGAAAGAAAGAAAAUGGUAUGAACAACAUCAUACCAUAAAUGGUGGAGAUGAUACUGCAAUUUCGGAAAGCACUUUCAACUCCGAUUUGAGUGUAUUUCAAUUCAAUGUAUUGCAUGAUGAUUUAAAUUCGCAAAUCCAUGAACGAAUUUUUACAAAAAUAAGAUUUGAUUACAUUCUUCAUACACUUCUUCCAAAGGUCAAUGCAGAUGUCAUUUGCUUGAAUGAAGUAGGAAAUUAUUUUUUGAAAAGACUCUUAGAUGAAUGUUCACAUAUGUGGAUGAAAGAAUUGAAUUAUAAUUUUAUUUCUCAUAUUGACAGAGAGAGAUUUGAUUUAAUGUAUUCUCAUCCAUCAACUAGCAAGAAAUCGAAACAUGUUGAUGAAGCUACACAAAUGACUGUUGAAAAAGGAGGAUUUGUGUGUCUGGUAAUUUCAAAAAUUCCAUUCGUUCAAUCGCAUAAUUAUUAUUAUCAAAAUGAUUUAGUGUAUUCCAGAAGGCCAGCGACUAUGGUGACACUUGCCAAUCAUGUCAUUAUCAUGAACGUCCAUUUGAAAGCAUAUAAGGAGUGUCAUCCAAUUAGAAAGAAACAAUUGAAGUGCAUCUAUGCCUUAUUUCGAGUGCCAAGAGUCGCUUUCAAAUCGCACGAGAAUAGUGAAUCAGAAGCUUCACAAGCGAUAUUGAACAAUGAAAAUAGAUUUACCUAUCACUAUUCUAUUGAGGAUUUGCCCACCACUUCAAAGCAACAUGCUGAAAAGAAGGAAUUUUUAGAACAUUUCCCAAAUGUGAAAUCUGUCAUUCUAUGUGGAGACUUUAAUUUUAAUCAUGGCUUUGAAGAAAAUAACAUUUCAGAUUACGGAAUUGAGGAUGUUUACGCCAAGUUACAUUAUGAUCUACUCGACAAGGAGGAAUCCUAUACGUUCGACUACCUUAAGAAUCCAAUUGUUAAUUUAUAUUCUGAAACUUCACGAGGACGUUGCAGGUAUGACCGAAUUUUGUUAUUCAACAGACCAAGCUCGAAAAUAAGCGGAAUGCUUCACGCCUAUCAUUGUGAAAUUUUAGAAAAUAAGGCAUUUAAGGAUAAUAUUUUUGCGAGCGAUCACUAUGCUCUCUUAACUAAAUUUACCGUUUCCAAUGAUUCGAAUACUAUUCAUCCAAGUUGCUCCACUGUAAUCAGUAGCAAUAACAGCAAUCAAGUUGAUGAUAAAUGA